Molecule: messenger RNA, 5103 nt
Organism: Anneissia japonica
Lineage: Eukaryota; Metazoa; Echinodermata; Crinoidea; Comatulida; Comatulidae
Product: acid-sensing ion channel 5-like
Exons: 10
Coding region: 79-1527 (482 amino acids)
Biological process (GO): sodium ion transmembrane transport
Cellular component (GO): membrane
Molecular function (GO): ligand-gated sodium channel activity
Source: RefSeq, a predicted model, not a curated record
UAUGGGACAAUAAUUGUUGUGGAAGAACAGUUCCAAACAAGACCUCAUUAACAUUACGGUACCUCACAACAUUUCAACAUGUCCGACAGCGAAGACGCCCUUGAUUAUGAUUUCGCAACCAAGACGUCAAUGCAUGGGGUGCAGCGCUUAACCGAGAAGAGAGGCUGCAGUUACAAGCUAUUCUGGGUAAUAAUCAUAGUAGUAGCUGUGGUGUCUUGUGGGACUGCGGUUGUGGAAAGGAUUAUUAUUUACUUUCAAUACAACGUCAAUACAGAAAUAAAAAUUGAAAAUCCUGAAGAAGUGACAUUUCCGGCUGUUACGAUAUGCAACUUUAACAGGUACCGUCGGUCUAAGAUAUCCAAAACUGAAGAGGAUUAUUAUGGCUGUGCUACCAUUCUUGGGAUAGAGGAUCUUAGUGGGCAAUUCACUCAAUACAUAGAUAAGUGUGGACAGUUGCUUAACACAACAUCCUUCAAUGUAUCAGAAUUUACGGAAAAAGCCGGAUUUGAUCUUGAUGCUGAAACGCUGUGGUCGUGUAAAUUCCGGGGUAAAACUUGUGAUGCAAAGAAUUUUACAAGUGUUAUUACCGACUACGGUCGCUGUUGGACCUUCAAUGGAGCGAGCGGCAGCAGCUUGAAGCAAUUUCAACCAGGACGUAAUAGUGGACUACAAUUGAUGAUAAAUGUGGCCCAGUAUGAAUAUACAGAGACCUUUGAACUUGGUGGUAACCUGGAAGCUGGAUUGAAGUUUCUAGUACACCCACAAGACACGCCCCCUCUCGUGUCCACUAGAGGGUCUGCUAUUGGUACCGGUCAGCAUGCUUUUGCUGAUGUAUAUGUAUAUGAGACUGAUACCCUGGAAGAGCCAUGGGGUCAAUGCAAGAAAGAUCAGAAGUUAAACUACUACAAAACGUACUCGUAUGUAAACUGCGUAAUGGAGUGCCGAUUCAAACAUUUUGCUGAACAGUGUGGCUGUAAGCCUGAAAGGUAUAAAGGUCCAGCAAGAAUCUGUGACCCAAGAGAUACAUCUUGCAUUGUCAAAGUUUUGGAUAGAAUAAAUAACAAUAAGCUUCGGUGUGAAUGCUACCUCGACUGCAAAGACAUUUCCUACGAGACCAAGUUAUCAUACGCCAACAUCCCAAGUUACAGUAUUAGUAACGGUACUCAAGAAGCUUACAACGAAUCAGCAGAGUUUUUAAAGGAUAAUGUUGUUAUGUUGGAUGUGUAUUAUCCUGUAAUAACGAAACAAGUUUAUAAACAAACAAAAGCUAUGACCUUCUCAGCCUUACUGAGUGACAUUGGUGGACAGUUGGGACUGUUUGUUGGCGUGAGUAUCAUUACAGUGGUUGAGAUAACCGAAUACCUGGCCUUGAAAAUGGGGAGGUGCAUGGAUGGAAAAAGGGGACAGAGAAGGAACAAGAAAAAUAAGAAAAGUGGUGUCUCCCCACAAAAUAAUGCACGCGGUGUGGAAAUCAAGGAAAUUAAUAGUUUAUAUCAGGGAACAGGGAAUUCACUGUUCCCUGGUUAACAUUAAUAGCUAAUUGGUCUUUGAAUGGUCUUAAACCGGCCACUCAAAGCGCCCGGCGGUCUUCGCCGAAAGGAUUCUAUGGAGAACGCAACGCAACGACGCGCAUGCAACAGAUCGUUUUUAAUGAUCCUAGCCACCGACAAUCAACAGCGUCGAAUAAUCUAGCGCUCACAGGAAGCUAAAUUGGAUUCGUCGGCUGACGGUCGCGCGACUGUCGUACGACGCAGUGAGUGCCCGGCUUUAGAAUCAAUAGAUCUCGCAAUAUGUAAAUAUUUUAAAGUUUGGAUACAACCUAAAACAAAACUAUACAUACCGUAAAGUUUCAGGUAAUAGAAGUCCCAUGGGUUUAAUCUCGAGCAGCCGAUCUCGAAAAGACGCCCACGGGCUUUUGAGAUUUACAUACACACUGGCGUUAUCUUUGAUUAUUAUGAUAGCGUGUCAGUAUUAAGUGGUAUUUUAUUGUACAACAUGGUUAAAAUUUUAAAAAUAUUACACAAAAUUUCGAAUUUCUUAGUUAAGAAAUGUCGUAUAGUAGCAAUUCCACAAUUUACAGCAUUAAUUGAAAAUAAGCCCCCUCUUUAUUUCGUAAUAUCCAAAAAAGGACAAUUUCGAAAACAACAAUCUCAGUUUGGUGCAUUCAAGUUGCUGUAUUAAUAAAAAGUUGAAGCUGCGGUACAACCUGGCUCUGUUCCACUUGUUGGUCAUAUUUUGCACUCCACAACGUGACGUCCAACAGUAGCAGAGACCAUAAAAGAAAAAUCAUUUAUUGAAAAUUACAAAGUUUACAUAAGGUAUUGGUGCAAUUUUUAAUUUUCUCUUUAUUAAUUUUCAUAACUAUUACUAACUUCGACUAUUGCAGCCUAAUUUACAAAUCUAUCCCAGUAACACAGUCCCAUCGUAUUAAAUUGGUAGAAUUCAAUCUAAGUUUAUGCAUUUCAAUAAUCAUAUGCAUUAUAAUGAUAUUAAUUUGGUUCCGUAUACUCUCUUCUUGCAAUUCGCAAAAGGAGAAAUGUUUUGAUAUGAUUUUUCUUUGUAAGUGUAUGAAUUUUGUUUUAAUAUAGUCGGGACCAACUAACACUCACGCCUAUAGUCAAUUCACUCAACAACGAAACGCUAGAAUUAAAUGCAUGCAAACCAUCAUUUAAGUAUCACAACAAAAGUCAAUAGAUGUGAACAUUACUAACAUGCUAACCCUAUGUAGCCAGUUCUCCAAUAACACAUAGCUAAUAAAAAUUAACAUUUACAUUUGGUUACCAUACACAAUUUCAAAAUAUUUAUAACCAGUUUCAAAAGAUUACAGUAUAACAUUAUCAUGAAUAAAGAUUACGAGGACUAUAUAAUAAACGUUCAUUACUAUUAUUAUAAUCCUAGACACAACGUUAAUAACGGUUUGAGGAUAUAAUCAUAUUAUCACGAUAUAACAUAAUCAAUGUUUCUCAGUUUCAGAAUCUAUUCUAAAACAAACGUUAUCUACUGGCUACAAAAGAUAGUAAAUCAUUAAUUAAUGAUAACUCAAGAUAUAUCAGAACCAUGCCUGCCAUUAAUCAUCAGUUACAAUCAAUGACUAUUAUUUAAUUAAUGUUAACUCCGUAAUAUGAUAACUUUACCAGAGUUACUAUAGUGUCCAUGUUUACACAUUAACAACAAGAUUACACUUGUACCGAUUAUAAACUGCAAAAAUAUGAUCGUUCAUACUAAUGAAUUCAUACAAUGGUAUUAAGUAGCGUUGACAAUGGGUUCCAAAAUUCCAGCACACCACAUACCUACUAGUACGGUACUAUAGUUAAAGAGUCCAGCUUUCAGUUGCUGCUUGCUUCAGUCGCCUGCACGGUGGACUAUCAAUAUAAAUUAAUAAUAAAUAUAAAAUAAUACUAAUAACAAAAGUCACAAAAAUUACACCAUUAUCGCAUGCCCAUAACAUUUCAAUCAUGGCGAGUUUACGCAAAACCAACAUCAAUACAUGUACCAUGAUAUUAACACGGUACAAUAGUUUUCACAUAAAUGUUGUAGUCAAUUGAACUAUAUAUAAUGGUGACUGUUGUAUUAACUACAACAUUUUAUUAUUGUCCCAUCUUGAUGCAGUAUAUCUAUAUGGUAGCCAAGAACUGACAUUUCAGUAAAUUUCCAUAAGCAUUGUCAAAAUUUCAAAACUGAACCAUUAACACAAUAAAAAGAAACUUUUUUCUCUAUCUAACAAAAAUGUGACUUAGAAAAUGGCGUGGUAUCACUGUGGUGCACAUUCCACCAACGUCGUGUUGUGUUCGGCCGAUGGUACUUCGAGACCACCGAAUCCCAUGAGUUGUUUCCGACCAUAAAACUAUAUGCACUUCGAAACCACCAGAACACCAAAUCCUAAGGCUAUGUUCUCACACGGCAGCUAACGGUUAGCAGGAUCCGGAUCCUGCUAACCGUUAGCUGCCGUGCGCCAUACGAGAAAAUCCCGAUCCGGAUACCAAAAAUAUGAUGAUCGAAUCACUGGCCAAUAAGAAACUGGAAAUUGUAAACGUGUACGAGUUAUUGUUUGAUGAUAAAAAUGCGCUCAACUUGCUAACCAAUAGCGCUGGCUAACCGAUCGGGCGUUCUCAUGCAGUUGCUAACGGUUAGCGCUAACGGUUAGCUCCCGAUCCGGAUACUAAGUCUCUCGUGAGAACCAGGCUUUUUUUUAUUCGAGAAUCUCAAUCCACUGUGGCUAAUGUAGGCCUAUUUUCUAUAUUUUCUCUUAAAAUUAAUACACUAAAUUAUCGCUCUAACGAUAUAUUUCUGGUUCCGUUUAACAGAGAUAAUUGCACAAAAAAUGGUUUCAUUCAUCGUUUACUACUUUUACUUAUAAUACAUUGUUACAUCAAGAUCCUACUAUCGAGUUAUUCAAUCAAAAUUUAAGUUUAUUUAAAAUCAUUUUAUUAUAUUUGCAUGCAUUUACGUGAUUGAUCUGCUUGGCUUUGGGCUGGGAAUGAUUUUUUUUAUUGGUGACUUGUGACCCCGUUUCUUUUUAUUAGUAUUUUUCUAUAUAUCUAUAUGGUUGUAAAACUAUUUUAAGACAUAUUUUUAUUGGCAAUUGAUUGCUGUUUGAUGUGUUUUUUGAAAUAAAUAAAUAAAUAAUUUAAUAGUAUUAUUGUAAUUAUAUACGUUCGUCUAAUUAUUUUAUUGCAUGUAAAUAGUGAGUAAUUUAGAUUUAGGUACAAUGUACCUUUCGGCAAUAUUUCUGUGUCUUACUGUGUUUUGUGUUUUAUAAUUACACCAUGAAAUUUACAUUCGAAUAUGCGUACGGUAAUAAAUUGAAUUAAUAAAGGCCACAUAAACGUAAAUAGAUGUGUUAGUUUGAGAUGUAUAGAACAAAUAUGAUAUUACAAUAAUAAAGUUAGGAAGAACUAAAAUGUUUUAAAAUGCAAAUAUGCCGUAAUAUCAUUUAUAAUUGAUUAUUUAUAGAAAAUACCUUGUACGUUUAGUCAUAACAUAACGUAUACAUACAGAUGUGGUAUGAUCAGUACAAAAAGAUAAUCAAAGGAGCCAUGCUCUUUUUAACUUAUACAUAUCAGAGACUCACUAAAUUUAUUGAAAGCAACAAAUAAAAAUAAA